AUGAAUACAUUUAGUGUGUAUGCACCACAAGCAGGAGGCAUAGAUGAAGAAAAAGAACAGUUUUGGGCGGCACUACAAGAACUGGAAGAGGUUGAUGAAAAUGAAAGAUGCAUAUUUGGAGGAGAUAUGAAUGGCCAUGUUGGUAGUGGCAAUGAAGCCAUCAGUCGCAUACACGGAGGAAAUGCUUAUGGAAAUGGUGAUGAGGAUGGAGAGAAGGUAAUUGACCUAGCUUUAUCCUUUGAUAUGGUAAUAGGAAAUACUUUAUUCCGUAAGAGAAAUGAACACCUUAUUACUUACAAAAGUGGUAAUAGAGCAAGUCAAAUCGACUUCCUUUUAUAUCGAAGGAGAAACAUUAGAGAGAUUAAAAACUGCAAAGUAAAACCUGGAGAUCAUGUGACUGAGCAGCACCGCUUGUUUAUCAUUGAUCUCAACAUAGAUGUCACGCAGAAGCAGAAAAGGAGAACUACAACUCAGAGAAGGAUAAAAUGGUUUAAACUGAAGGAAAAUGAUUCCCAACAAGAGUUCAAGGACCGAAUUCUAAGAGAGCUGAGCCACGAUAUGGAAGAUGUGAACAGCUGGUGGAAUGGUGCAAACAGUAUUAUAUUAAGAGCUGGAAAGGAAAUACUGGGUGAGAGUAGUGGGAGGGUAUGGGAAGAUAAGGAAAUUUGGUGGUUUAAAUGA
Molecule: messenger RNA, 681 nt
Organism: Penaeus monodon (black tiger shrimp)
Lineage: Eukaryota; Metazoa; Arthropoda; Malacostraca; Decapoda; Penaeidae
Product: craniofacial development protein 2-like
Exons: 1
Coding region: 1-681 (226 amino acids)
Biological process (GO): chromatin remodeling
Cellular component (GO): nucleus
Source: RefSeq, a predicted model, not a curated record